Messenger RNA from Ahaetulla prasina, 2397 nucleotides. RefSeq names its product vomeronasal type-2 receptor 116-like. The record is from RefSeq and is a predicted model, not a curated record. Gene Ontology annotation, molecular function: G protein-coupled receptor activity. The coding region runs from base 1 to 2397 and encodes 798 amino acids. Gene Ontology annotation, biological process: G protein-coupled receptor signaling pathway. The transcript is spliced from 5 exons. Lineage: Eukaryota; Metazoa; Chordata; Lepidosauria; Squamata; Colubridae. Gene Ontology annotation, cellular component: membrane.
AUGGGAGGUCCACUUCUUCAGCUUGCUUGUGGGGAGGCAGGAAGCUGUGCAGCACACCAGUGCCACUGCCGUGAGGUGGAGGGUUGGAGCUGCCCCAUCUGCCCUGCCCCAGCUUACCUCAGGGCUCGUGUAGCCAAGCCAUCCAUGCCCCAACAGCUGCCUUGCCUCACAGCAGCAGAACCAGCACAUCACUCGGCCUCCUGCUCUGUUGUGGCCGCAACUAAGCAGAAGUUCCUCACUCAUAAUUACCAGCACACUUUGGCUCUGGCAUUUGCUGUUAAUGAGAUCAAUGAACAUGCUGGAAUCUUACCCAACAUUACCCUUGGUUUCCACAUUGCUACUGACAAUCAUGAGGAAACUACCACUUAUCAAUUAGCAAUGGAAUUUCUAUCUACAAAAGAUAAAUUUAUCCCCAACUACAAAUGUAAUGACCAGACCCACACGAUAGCUGUCAUUGGAGGACCCCGUUCUAGGACCUGUCUGAACAUGGCAACCAGCCUGUGUAACUACAAAUUUCCCCAGAUCACAUAUGGAUCAGCUCCAUUGAUGAAUGAUGAAAUAGCAGCACUGUUUGUCAAAUGGAUGUUCCCCUUUGAGGAGCACCAGUUUAAUGGAAUACUACAUUUACUGUUGCAUUUUGGAUGGACCUGGGUUGGGAAAGUUUGCUUUGUUGAGGAAGAAAAAGAGAGAUUCAUUCAAAAUAGCCUUUCCAUGUUUACAGAGAGAGGAAUCUGCUUUGACUUUAUAGACAGUAUCCCACAAAUAAUGUAUGGUAAUUUAGCUGCUGAAAUGGUGGAGGAGGCAGAUAAAUUACACAAAGUCAUCAUGAGGAGUACAGUCGUUGCAGUGAUCUUGAAUGCUGAAAUCACAGGCUUGGUGACUUUGAGACUUAUGAUCUAUGUUUUAGAUUCUGAUGAUAUACCAAAACAAAGAAAAGCCAAAAUCUGGAUCAUGACAGCCCAGAUGGAAUUCACCUCUAUUCAGAUUCAAAGACAGUUGCCCAUUGCUUUUCUCCAUGGUGCUCUUUCUUUUGCAAUUCACUCAAAGGAACUGACAGGGUUCCAAGAAUUUAUACAGAAGAGAAACCCAAACUUAGAAAAUGAAGAUGGCUUUAUUAGAGACUUUUGGAAAGAUGCAUUUGAAUGUUCCUUUUCCACUGCUAUUACAGAUGGGAACGCUGACAGGACCUGCACUGGGGAAGAGAAGCUGGAAUCUCUUUCUCAAUCUAUAUUUGAAGUGAGCACAACUGGCCACAGCUACAGCAUCUACAAUGCAGUCUAUGUUAUGGCACAUGCUCUGAGGCAAUUAUAUUCCUCCCAGUUCAAAUAUGGGGAAAGAAUUAAUGAGAGGAGAUGGAAGUUUUUUCUUCAGUCACCAUGGCAGUGCCUGAACAUGCUAAGAUUAUAUAAUUUAGUAAUGAAAAAUUUGGACAAAUUACUGGGGCUUCCAGAGAAGAAAUGGCGGACAGAAGAAAAGCAGAGCUGCCAGAAUAAAGAGCUAGACUUGGAUGAUUGUUGCUCAUGUCCAGAAAAUCAAUAUCCAAACAAAAAACAGGAUAGUUGUUUUCCUAAAAGGAUAACUUACUUGUCUUAUCAAGAUCCUUUGGGUGGUUCUUUGGCAAUAAUUGCAGUCUUCUUUUCUGUCAUGUCAAUUUUGGUGCUGGGGAUCUUUAUUAAAAACCAGGAUACUCCCAUUGUCAAAGCCAACAACAGAAACCUCACCUAUAUUCUUCUCAUUGCUCUCUUGCUCUCCUUCCUUUGCACUCUGCUCUUCAUUGGGCAACCUGACCAAGUGAAAUGUCUCAUGCGACAAACUGCAUUUGGCAUCACUUUCUCUAUAGCCCUUUCUUGUAUUUUGGGUAAAACAACCAUUGUUGUUCUUGCUUUCAUGGCCACCAAGCCAGGUUCGAAAAUCAGGAAAUGGGUGGGGAAAGAGCUGGCUAUCUCUAUUGUCCUAUCUUGCUCCCUGAUACAAUUCUGCAUUUGCAUGUUAUGGCUCGCAAUUUCUCCUCCCUUCCCAGAUUCUGACUUGCAUUCCAUGGCUGAAGAAAUUGUCCUGCAAUGUAAUGAAGGUUCAACCACUAUGUUUUAUACUCUGCUUGGCUUUAUGGGGUUCUUGACUGUUGUCAGCUUUAAAGUGGCUUUCCUAGCUAGGAAUUUACCAGACAGCUUCAAUGAAGCCAAAUUUAUCACCUUCAGUAUGUUGGUGUUUUGCAGUGUUUGGGUGUCAUUUGUUCCCACCUAUCUCAGUACCAAGGGAAAAUAUGUGGUGGUUGUGGAGAUCUUCUCCAUUUUGGCUUCAGCAGCUGGAUUACUGGGUUGCAUCUUUUCCCCUAAAUGCUAUAUCAUUACUUUGAGGCCUGAUCUGAAUAUAAAAAAGCAACUAACAAAGAAAUAA